CCGGAUGUCGUGUGCGAUGCUGUCGGUCCUUGAUAGGCGCGAGUACUUGUGCUUGCUUUUGCACGAGUGUGCUCUGCAGCUGCGCUGUGGCGGUGCUGUGCUGUCUCACCGCCGACCAGGACGGUCGCCACGCCUUUGGGGAGCCUCUCGGACACGGCGUCAGCUCGCCUUCUGGGUCCGCGCUUUCCACCUUGACGGGAUUUUUUGUGUGUGUGUGCUUGCGUGUUCCCUUCUCCCACACAAGAGGAACAUUUUCUCAUCGCACAUCAACCACGCACGCUGCGGAGCCCGUUUGGCGUGCGGUCGGACUGCUGCGUGGACGUCCAUCAUAUCGGGUGACAUUCGCAGGUCCACUCGUGUUUCCAUCGGUCAUCGGAUAGCGACACGUCGGAUCAAGAAUGGGGCUCGUCGUGUAACAGUGCCAGGAAUGCCCCAGACUGUGUGCUCAGGCACCAUGUUCACCACGCCAAGUGGCUUCAGCCCCCAUCUGGCCUGCGCUGAGCCUGAGGAGGAGGAAGAGGCUGCACAGGAGGGCCAGGGCCCAGCGGCUUGCCUGGCUGAUGGGCCCCCCAUCAGCUCUGCCUCACUGGAAACGCUCAUCCAGAAUCUCGUGCCUACUGCUGACUACUAUCCUGAGAAAGCCUAUGUGUUUACGUUCCUGCUGAGCGCCCGUCUGUUCAUCCCUCCUCCGGAGCUGCUGGCUCGUGUGUGCGAGCUGUGCAUCAAGCAGCAACAGCUGGACCAGAGCCCGCUUGAUACGGCAAAAGUGCGCAAGUUUGGUCCCAAGAUCUUGCAGCUGCUCACGGAGUGGACAGAGACAUUUCCGUCGGACUUUAAGGAUGAGAAGAUGGUUGGACUCCUUAAAGACAUCAUCCACAGGAUAGCGCCCUGCGAUGAGGCCUACUGGAAAACCUUAAACCAGGUGCUGCAGAAGCUGAGCCAGAGGCUGGCCUUGAUGAGUCAGGAGGAGGAGAGCGUCGUCAAGGUCUCUCUCAAUGCCUCCCACAUCUCUGACAAGCUCGUGGCCUUCAAGACCAAGCCCCCGCCCAUCCAGAAGGACAUGCUCUCCAUCUGCAAUGACCCUUACACAUUGGCACAGCAGCUCACCCACGUGGAACUGGAACAUUUGAGUCAUAUUGGACCGGAGGAGUUUGUUCAAGCUUUCGUUCAAAAAGACCCUCUAGAUGGAACCCGGCAACAACCAUGCUUCAGUGACCAAAAGAAAACCUCCAACCUGGAGGCAUACGUCAGGUGGUUCAACAGGCUGUGUUACUUGGUCGCGACUGAGAUCUGCAUGCCUGCAAAAAAGAAGCAGAGGGCCCUGGUGAUCGAGUUUUUUAUCGAUGUGGCGAGGGAGUGUUUCAACAUCGGAAACUUCAACUCGCUCAUGGCCAUCAUCUCUGGAAUGAAUAUGAGUCCCGUGUCAAGACUGAAGAAGACCUGGGGCAAGGCCAAGACUGCUAAAUUCUUCAUUUUGGAGCAUCAGAUGGAUCCUACGGGCAACUUUUACAACUACAGGACCGCCUUGAGGGGAGCCGCUCAUCGCUCUCGGACGGCCAACAGCAAUAGAGAAAAGAUCGUGAUCCCCUUUUUCAGCCUCCUGAUUAAAGAUAUUUACUUCCUGAACGAAGGAUGCGCCAAUCGACUUCCCAACGGCCAUGUAAACUUUGAGAAAUUUGUGGAGUUGGCCAGGCAAGUCGGGGAAUUCAUGAUCUGGAAGCAGGUGGAGUGUCCUUUUGAAGAAGACCAGGCCAUUCUACAUUACCUCCACACUUCCCCCAUCUUCAGUGAGGACGGACUCUACCUUGCAUCUUACGAGAGUGAGAGUCCAGAGAACCAAGUCGAAAAAGACAGGUGGAAAGCUCUCAGGUCAAACGUUCUAGGAAAGACAUGAGGCACUGACGGCAGCUGACUCCCCUCUCGCCAUCGAGGGAGCGCAUGUUCUCAUUGCACUACAAAGAACUGUGAAGGAACCAAGCUGGUACUUAGGUGUUUUCUUUAAAGAAAAGAUGGAUUUAACAAAAUGAUGAUGAACAGGAUUCAUCAAGAAUAUGGUGUGAAGAAGGAAAAAAAAGAUGUGAAAUGAAUGAAGCUACUGAACAAAUUGUGACAUAAUACCAUAAUGAAGAUGUUCAUUUUACUCUGUGAAGACAUGGUUACGACCGCGGAGAGUGCAGUUACAGGGAAAACCACUUUAUCACAUCAAAUUCCUAUUGAUGCUGUUGUUGUUUUUUGGUAUUUGUUUCUCUCUCUCUCUUUCUCUUCCUCUUAGGUCCAAAACCUCGAUAGCUAUUUUAUUUGACGUUUUUCUUACAUUGUAAUGAAACUUUCCAUGAUGUGAAGGGUGCUGGCUUGCCCAUUUCACCUGUUGAGUUUUAUACCGUUCGUCCACCGUCAUCAAGGUUUUACUGCGUGUGCCUGGGAAGAUUGGGAAGUAUUUUUAAAUGAGCGUGUGAAGCAUCCGUGUCUACUGAGAUUCUUUUAUGAGAGUGAUUGGAAAUCUUUUCAUUAGAUUUUUUUUUUUUUUUGUUAUUUAUUGUAUUUUAUUUUGCAGGGUUAGGGGAAUAUGUGCUUAUGGAAAAGUGUUUACUCCUCUCAGAUGUUUUGUGCCAUGAAUGCGUGAAAAAACCUACAGUUAACUUAGCCACAUGUGUACAUUCAGCCCUCAUCUUUCUGUUCCUCAGGAAGUUUUUUCUCUUGACUGAUGUUCAGUUGUCUUGUUAUAUUUAUGGAGAUUUCUGUGCUGACAGAUGUAUUGUUUCUAUUGUACUUUUCCUUUGUUGAAUAUGAAGUAAUACGGCAUGUUCCAGUGUGGGUUGUUUCUUUAAGGGGAUUUGAAGCGAUUUCACCUUGUGUUGACUUUAUUACUGUGAUGAUACAUUUUUACAGUAUAUGUUAAUGAAGGACAGUGUUAAUGAAGGAAAAUUGUGCCAUAUGAAUUUACUGGUUGUUCUGAAAAAUUCAGGUCCAUCUUACGUACGGUGUGAUUGUUUGUGCGUUUGUAUUUGGCCUUUUCCCCCCACAUGCUUUUGGAGCUCUUUAUAACGAUGUCUUCAUAGGGAAGUGAGCAGAAGCUGUGUAAUUAGAAGCAUUUCAAAAGCACCCUCUACUUUAUAAUAGCUUGAUGUCAACAUUUCCUCUUUGAAAGACUAAUAAUUCUGCUCCUUAUUCAUAAACUUUCCCUGUAACCUUCCUAGUUCAUGCCACAGAUGUGGCGUCCCAACCUCGGACAGCGGAGUUCGAUUGACAUUUUAUCUUGUGAUCUCGAUGACAAUCGACAACACAACAUCCAUCGUGUUCAAUUUUACAGCAAUGUUUCAAAGAUAUGGGGUUCACCAGUGCUUUCCUUGAUUUAGGUCAAACUGAAACAUUUGAUUCCAGCAUCACUGCGAAAUGUGUUUUCCUUAAAACCUUUAAUAAAGUAAGCCAUGCUCAGUUGUU
Molecule: messenger RNA, 3441 nt
Organism: Syngnathoides biaculeatus (alligator pipefish)
Lineage: Eukaryota; Metazoa; Chordata; Actinopteri; Syngnathiformes; Syngnathidae
Product: ras-GEF domain-containing family member 1C-like
Exons: 14
Coding region: 5-1894 (629 amino acids)
Biological process (GO): positive regulation of GTPase activity; Ras protein signal transduction
Cellular component (GO): plasma membrane
Molecular function (GO): guanyl-nucleotide exchange factor activity
Source: RefSeq, a predicted model, not a curated record